AUGCUCUACAACAUCUUCAUCCUCGCCCUCACUCUCGUGACCCUCGUGUCCGCCCACGGCAAAGUCAUCGUCGUGACAGGCAACGCAGGCGGCAACGGCACGGCCCUCGGAAUCCUCGGCGGCGUCGUCCCCAACGCCAGCCCCAACCUCCGGGUCCGCCUCCCCGCACCCUCCCCAUCCCAGCCUCACAAACCCCCCUCCUACCCAACCGGCCUCCCAUCUGCCCCAACAAACGACAACAACAACAAUAACAACAAAAACACCGAAUCCGACACCACCGUCUUCGACGACGCCGACCUCUUCACAGACGGCCUCGGCCGCACCGCCGCCUCGGGGCCCAACACCAUCGCCAUGCUAGUCCACGCCAUGCACCUAUCGGGAACCACCCUCCCCCAGAUCACCCCCGGCGGCAACCUCUCCGGCACCUUCUUCGUCAUCACCACCGCCGGCGCCGGGCCCAUCCACGCCGUGCUCGACCCGACCGCCACGGGCAAGUUCUCCGCGGGCGUCCGGCUCCCCGUGGUGGAGCAGAUCCCUGGCAGCGGCGGUGGGGGCAAUGGUAGUGGGGAGGAGGGGGCUGAGGGCAACACGGCGGCGGAGGCGGAGGCCGGGGGCGAGUUUGUCUCGUCGUCGCGCAAGCCGGUCCUGCCGAAGGUGGCUGUGAAGCGGCGGUCGCUGUGGGCGCGCGUGGUGGGUGCGGUGGGCGUGUGGAGGAGGGGUGUGCCGGAUAAGGUCAAUCAGGGGUUUGAGUUUGUGUUUGCCAUUCCCGCCAACACGACGUGCACUGGUGUCGUGGCCAGCAUGACGGGGGUGUGUUUGGUCAAGAUUGCGAAUGGGAACGAGACGGGGCCGUUUGGGGGCGUGGUGCCGGUGCAGAUGGCGGUGUUGCGUCGUGGUGGUGGUGGUGGUGGUGGGAAUGGAACCUUUGUGAUGGAUGGAGGGAAUAAUGGGACUUCUGCGGCUGCUGCUAUUGCUGCCUUGUGUGGGCGGCUCUUCAAGGAGUAAUGUGUAAUGUGUGAGAUGGUUUGGGGGUGGAUAGCGGGAGUGGCGGGAGUGGUUUUGGUCAUGUACUGCUUACACCUCGGGUUCGUGGAGGGAAAAGGGGUACGUUCAAUGCAAUGGCCGGCCUUGCAGCUUCCAAAUUGAACGAAACAUGCGUUGGGUUUGCCGAUAGAUUCUACAGGACCAUUGUUGGCCCCGGGCCCGGCGUUGCGAUCCUACGGUGCCCAGAUAGGUGUGCCAAUGUAAGAAUCGUACGAUGUUGGAAGCGAACUACAUCAAUGGAACAAAU
Chaetomium fimeti is the source of this 1291-nucleotide messenger RNA. RefSeq lists its product as uncharacterized. The coding region runs from base 1 to 1005 and encodes 334 amino acids. The transcript has a single exon. The record is from RefSeq and is a predicted model, not a curated record. Lineage: Eukaryota; Fungi; Ascomycota; Sordariomycetes; Sordariales; Chaetomiaceae.